Messenger RNA from Cyclocybe aegerita, 1737 nucleotides. The record is from the annotation of a GenBank genome assembly. NCBI's taxonomy places the organism in Eukaryota, Fungi, Basidiomycota, Agaricomycetes, Agaricales, Hemipholiotaceae.
AUGGCUUUUGAAGUCUCACCAUCCAACUCUUCCGAGGACGAAGACAUAACGUUCUCUCCAUUACAGGCAAUCUGUGAGAAGAUAUCCGAAUUCCCGCUCAUUCGCGGAGAUCUGGAGAACACUAUCGCCAACUUCGCCUUCAUCCAAACUCUGUCCGAAAUGAAAGGAUCGAACCACAAGAUCGAUGGGUUUUUCAAACCGAUUAAUCUUCAGUUGGUGAAAGACGAGAAAAUUCCCAGCUCCACAGUGGCUGAUGUGCUUGAUAAUCGCCUCAAGAUCCUCGCUGCAGUUAAUCAUAUCAUGAAUGAGGGUCCUCGGCGCAUGUUUACCUACGGUAUAACCAUUGAGGAAGAUGAUAUCACAUUCAGCAAAUCGCGUCACUUUGGAUUUUUCGCUGACCCGAAGACUUUCGUCUCUGUCCUCCUCUCUUUUAUUCUUGCGACGGAAACUGAGCUCGGCUUCGACCCGACCAUCUCUCGCCUCUCUCCGGUCUCCUACGUCUACCAAGUUAGCGAUCGGUUCUUCAAGACAAUUCGCAUGAUUUCGGAAUACCAGCCAUUAUGCAUAGCUGACCGCAUGACACGCGUUUGGGAGGCGGUAGAGGUGGCGUCGUUCAUCGACCCGACGCCCAAGCGUGACGCGCGUUCUAUAGCGCUCAAGGACGUCUGGCUAGAUGCGUCGGGCCAGACGGAAAAAGAGAUACAAGCGGCCCUUUUCAGCGACCUGGAGGAGUUCAGACAGGUGAUAGAGUCCAAGGACCCAGAACAAUUCACAAACUUCACUGAGGAGAUGAAGGCCGAAAUUCGAGACUGCCUCAAAGGCGAAGUCUACAAGAAGCACUUCCUGAACAUUGAAUGCGACUACCAGGGCAAAAUUCGAAGGCAGUCCCGGCAUCGGCUUACCUCCCUUGUUCCCGCGGCCGAGCCAUCUUCCCAUCUACAGCCCACAACUCCCGCCUCUCCCGCUCUGUCCCGAAAAUAUGCGCCGAAACAGCAGUAUCGCGUCGUGUUCAAGCAGUCUGCUGCUAGCACAGCCCUUCAAUUGCUUUACUGUGCUGGAUGGCUGCAUAGAGACAUCAGCUCCGGCAAUUUGCUCUGGUUCGACUCCGGAGAUGGCAACUUGCAGAUGGUGCUAGGAGAUCUGGAGUACGCGAAGCGAUUUCGUGCUGGAAUUGGGAGCCCUGAUUCUAAAACAGGAACCUCUUAUUUCAUGCCGUAUGAAGUGCACGAAGGGCUUCAUCUUUACCUCUCUCAGCCGCGACAGCCGAUGGUACCCAUUCAAGAGUUUGUUUUGUUUAAACAACAGCAGGUUCCUCCUAUAUUUGUGCGCCAUUCGUUCCAGCAUGGCCUCGAAUCCCUCUGGUGGGUCCAGCUGUGGUGUGUCAUUGAGCGGAUAAACGAAACGUCUCUGCAAUACGCAAACAAGAUUUUCCAGACCACAUAUCGUCCUAGUACGGACCGGCAAGAUGCCUUCCUGGUGCCAGGCAUCCUUGCUACAAACCUCAAAACCUCCCUUCCCCCCGAUAUGCACCGCAUGCUUAUAGGCACUGAACAUGAACGUAUCGUUCUUGUGGACCAUUAUAUUCGAAGAGAGCAAGAGAAUAAACUCGAGGAUAUUGCAUCCUAUUCCGAGACAUAUGCUGUAUUCCACGACGAUCAGUCAUAUUUGAAGGAAAUUUGCCCAGCCAUGUUGCUUGCACCUAUCCGCCAAGUGAUCCUUGUUCAGACUCCCUCAUAA